Molecule: messenger RNA, 1259 nt
Organism: Punctularia strigosozonata HHB-11173 SS5
Lineage: Eukaryota; Fungi; Basidiomycota; Agaricomycetes; Corticiales; Punctulariaceae
Exons: 8
Coding region: 1-903 (300 amino acids)
Source: RefSeq, a predicted model, not a curated record
AUGUGCAAGGCUUCAGUCGACCGCGCAGCGGACCGGAUCACGCAAUUACACGACCUCGUCGACGAGGUUUGCCACGCGCUCGACAACAUGACUGACAAGCGUCAGAAGGAGAUCGAGGUGUUACGGGCUGUUGUCAAGGACAAGCAGCGCGCCGCCGACGAGAUGAAGGCGGCGCAAGAGAAAUAUUUCGUAGAGACAAAGGAGUCUACGGAACAGGUUCAGGCGCGUCUCUCGAAGGCGAUAGCUCAGUUGCCAACGGGCGAACAACUAGCCGAUGUCAACGACCAGCUGAACAAGCUCGACCGCGAAGAGAACCUCGUUCUCCUAUUAGGAACAUUAUAUCAAGCCCUUCACGAUCUCACCGAUCUCAGCGCUGGUUUCCGAAGCUUCGCCCUUGUCAUCGCUUUGGGAGCGAACGUCUUUCAAAGCUCUUCCCGGUUUGCUACGCCGACUGAGGCCAAUGGCGCUCCAGCAUUACUUAGUGACUUCGAACAGGAGGUUGCCCUCAAACAUGCAGUACGUUCCGCCGAGCUUCAAAGCCUGAUAUGCCGCGUCGCUCUCAACUACUCAAAGGUAUACCGCGCUCAUGUUGCCGACGGUAUGAAGAUAUUGUCCACGAUCGACCUCCUACCUGGAGUGGCCGAUAUCCACGAUUCACUCGUUGCAGAUGCAGAGAAACUCAGCGCGUGGUGCGAGCAGGCACAGCGCGGCACGGUUACUACACUUCAGGCGGAAUUGGACGUAAUCAACGCUGAGACGGUGGGCGACCAAACCGACCAGUUGAACCAAGCGCUCGCGAAGAUCGAUGCCAUUCGAGGUGCCAGGGCCCCGGAAAUUCGCACUGCGGUAGAGCAUGCAUCGGAUACUAGGACGAAGAAUCAGACCGCUAUGAGCGUCAUCUGAUGAAAACAUAUCACAUAUGCAAAUGACCUGCAUGACUCGCCGUUUCGUAGCAGGCCUGUAUUGUGUCGUCGCUAUUAUGAUCUGGCAAAUGCGACGGCAUCACGACUAUCCAGCUUGUAUGUGCUGUGGGCCUCGGAGGCUGCAGGUAUGCGAUAUCAUUAGUACGUGGUGCUUCAUGGUUUCUCGCCGUACUCGAAUGGGUACGGUCGCUGUAUUAUUAUAUAUGCGAGUUCACUCCCAUUUAUUAUACGUGCAUUUGGGCAUCGCGAGCUACAUAUAGUACGAUACCACAGAAGUUCAUACCUUUCUUAUCUUCUAGAAGAAAUGUAUAUACUCAUUGAGCUAAGGUCAAUGUC